This is a messenger RNA of Colletotrichum lupini, 2478 nucleotides long. Its product is annotated as ATP-dependent protease La domain-containing protein. The transcript is spliced from 6 exons. The record is from RefSeq and is a predicted model, not a curated record. NCBI's taxonomy places the organism in Eukaryota, Fungi, Ascomycota, Sordariomycetes, Glomerellales, Glomerellaceae. Bases 1 to 2478 code for a protein of 825 amino acids.
AUGUAUGACGCCUGCCAGUUGUUAUCCACCAUCAUUACCUUCGCGCCCCCAAACGUACUCUUUCUAUGCGACAGACACUGGCUUGGUACAUGCAUCCCGCCAGUUCUCCAGCUUCUAGCUCCGGCCCUCGGUCUACUAGCUUUGCCGGUCUCUCUUCACCUGUCCGCUUUUGAUCUCGUUCAGGCGCAUCAUGAGAUCCGCUCGUUUCUGGAACCUCUGCAGCCCUGGUGGCUACACGAAAUACAUAGCCAUCCUCCACCACUCGACUUCGGCGGCGCUUCGUUUAACUGUCUCGACUCACCGACGACACGUCCAUUAUACACCACGAGAGCAGGAUUACAUCUACCUAAGCUGUGCCAGCACCGAGCUGGUGGAGACGGCUUCAUGUCCUCCGACCAACCCCGAGUCGUCGAGAGCAGACCAUCGGCCCUCACGUCCAACCCGGUACACGAAGCCGAGGACGAAAAGGAUCAUGGCACUGUCGAACGGCCACUGGAGGGCGACCAAAUUCGAGGAGUCAUUCGCCUGAUACAAUGCCGAAAAUGCUCCCACCUUCUCCAAGAGCCAAUUACACUUCCUUGCGGUCGAAGCCUCUGUAAACAAUGUGUCCCAGAAACACACACUCGAGAAAAUAUAUCAUAUCCCGCCACGCCAAAUAGAUUACAAGGCUUCGAAUGCCCUUAUGUGGAAUGUGGGAAGAACCAUGCCGUGGGCGACUGUGGCGUUGAUGUCAUCCUCACCAAGGCAGUCAACAACUUCAAGUUUGAGAUGGAGAAGGCGAAAGAGACGAGCACCAAAGCCGAGAUCUCCACGCAUGUCAUCAUCAACAGUUCAGGUGCUGGGCAGUCAGAUAUGAGGGACGACAACGCAGAAGUGGCGAGGGUUGUGAAAGGAGGCCCCCUGCUCGCAGUCUAUACGUUGGCAGAUACAGGCGAGUUGGACUACAACUCAGCCGUCACUUUUGCCGAAGUCUCGUCACUCGGAGAUGAGGCUACAUCAAUCGACUCAAGGACAUUUUCCAAAGUAAAGGAAUCUGUACGCACGGAAAUGGACUGCCAGGUUUGCUAUGCCUUGUUCUACGACCCUCUCACGACAGUUUGCGGCCACACUUUCUGUCGAUCGUGCUUACACCGCGUGUUGGACCACUCCUCCUACUGUCCGAUUUGUCGACGAGGGUUGUCAGUUAGCCCUCUGCUAUACCAGGAGUCAUGCCCAUCAAAUGAGAGUCUGAAAACCAUCAUUCAGACUUUUUGGGCCGAUGCCGUUCUCACAAGAGGCGAUGCUUUGGCGGCGGAAGCAAUGAACAGACAUCGGGAGUUUGAUAUUCCUAUUUUUGUCUGCACAUUGUCGUUUCCAAUGAUGCCGACCUUUCUCCAUGUCUUUGAGCCGCGCUAUCGCCUGAUGAUACGCCGAGCUUUGGAGGGCGACCGAACUUUCGGCAUGGUGCUACCUCAACGACCCCGGACAGCCAACGACACACACUUUGUGCAAUACGGAACCCUCUUACGCAUUGUGAACGCCGAGUACUUUGCAGACGGCAGGAGCCUGAUCGAGACAUCUGGCAUAUCACGCUUUAGAAUAACCAGACAUGGCAUUUUGGAUGGAUAUUUGGUGGGGAAAAUUGAACGGAUUGACGACAUAUCGAUCGCGGAGGAAGAAGAUCUAGAGGCAACCGAGACACAACAAGCCCUAGAAAGAUACGAAAGCGCAGCCACACAUCAGAGCGAAGACUCGAGUUUGCCGAGACCACUUACGACUACCCCCGAGGAUCUCUCAACAAUGCCAACUAGCGACCUUCUGUCCUUGGGUGUUUCCUUUGUGCAGAGAAUGAGGCAACAAAGCGUGCCGUGGCUGGCACAACGAAUGCUGGCUAUUUAUGGGGAAUGCCCCAACGAUCCGGCACUUUUUCCUUGGUGGUUUGCCAGCAUCCUGCCAGCCAAGGAAUACGAGAAGUACAAACUUUUGGAAACACGAAGCGUCAGAGAGCGACUCAAGAUCUGCUGCGGCUGGAUUUUGGAAUGGGAGUCAAGCAGGUGCCUCGAAGAUAACAGCUUUGUUGAUGAUUCUCAUGCUUCGUCAGAUACCCCCGAUGUAACCAGGGAUAUAUGCUCAGCAAGUGCCACCACGCGAGGGAUGUUCUCCAGAGGGGACAUUGGCACCUUAUUCAUACUAGACAAGCCUACGACCGUCCACUACAACUUUCACACAUCCGUCCUCCUUUGCCACAACACGACCGAUUUUGCCAUCUUUCAAGCAACUGUCUUUCCGUCAUCAUUCACCACCUAUUAUUAUCACCUCAAAAUGUUUUCCACCGCUUCAAGGACACAUUCAACGACAAGCGCUUCGGCAAGGAAGCCAGGAAUGAUUGAAUCAACGCCCGCACAGCGGACAUCAAUGAAGGCUGGUGCGUCCGAGUUGGCCGAAACUGGUGCGGAAUUGGAAAUCAUAGAUGACUUUGCCAAGAAACCAGUGUUGUAG